Balaenoptera musculus (blue whale) is the source of this 1421-nucleotide messenger RNA. RefSeq names its product sideroflexin 4 (gene SFXN4). The transcript is spliced from 14 exons. Gene Ontology annotation, biological process: monoatomic ion transport; mitochondrial transmembrane transport. Bases 142 to 1083 code for a protein of 313 amino acids. Gene Ontology annotation, cellular component: mitochondrial inner membrane. Gene Ontology annotation, molecular function: monoatomic ion transmembrane transporter activity. Lineage: Eukaryota; Metazoa; Chordata; Mammalia; Artiodactyla; Balaenopteridae. The record is from RefSeq and is a predicted model, not a curated record.
CCGCCCGGCUCCUCCUCCGCGCCGGGCCGGGCGGUGGCGGCCUUUCCCGGCAGCUCCUCGUAGGUCUCAGGAAGAGGAGCAGCAGGAGGAAGAAGCGCGGGGGCCGGGCGGCUCCUAGGGUGCAGCGGCGCCGCAACCCGCAUGGAGCCCAACGUGCGCUUCUGGAUCACCGAACGCCAAUCUUUUAUUCAAAGAUUUCUUCAGUGGACAGAAUUAUUGGAUCCUACAAAUUUGGUCGUUUCAAUUGAAAAAAUAGAAAAAUCAAGGCAGCUAUUGUUAGCACAUGAAGAUGCAUCCAGAAGUGACUUGGAGGACAAAACGGUACAAGAAGCUUGGAAGAGAAGUCUUUCAACAGUGCAUCCUGACAAUAGCAAGCUGAUCCCUGGUCCUUUUCGACCUGCAGCUCUCCUGCCUUUCACGGCGCCCAUGGUAUUUCUGUCAGUGCUGCCAGUAAAAAGUCUAAAGUCCAUGAUUUUACCUCAGGUUUCCUUCUAUACCUACAGUACAGUCUUCAACAUUGUCAAUGGAAAUGCAAGUUAUGAUCGUCGCCCCCAUGAGAGUAUAUUACUAGGAGCAGGAGUGAUUGCUUCUUCCACCUUUUUUGGAUUAUUCCCUCGUUUGCUCCAAGUAAGAUUUUCACUGAAUAGCGUUUUGAGCAGAAACGUCAUUCCUGUCAUCAUUCUCGCCCAACUCAGUGGACUGAAUGUGGUUGCAUCGAGAAGUUUGGAGCCCCUGCGAGGGAUUGAGGUCAUGGACAAGGAAGGCAGCGUCAUAGGCUAUUCCAGAAAAGCCGGGACAAAGGCCAUUAAAGACACGGCAACAUCCAGAGUUGUGCUGUUUGGGACCUCAGCUUUUAUCCCUGAAGUCUUCUCAUACUUUUUUAAAAGGACCCAGUUUUUCCUGCAGUGUCCAUGGUCACUGUGGACCCUAAAGCUUUCUUGUACUAUUCUUGUCAUGGGACUGAUGGUGCCAGUUUCUUUUAGUAUAUUCCCACAGAUUGGGCGGAUACAGUGCAGUGAGCUUGAAAAGGAAAUUCAAUCUGCAACAGAAGAAACAGAACUCUUCUAUAACAGAGGGGUGUAGGGGUGAGUUUUAGGUGAAUUUGUUUGGUACCUGCGUGAAAACCUUCCUCCAAGGUUUCAGUUUGGACAGCCCUGCCAGAAGUGUCCUGGAACCCCCAGAGGUGUCUGCGCCAACAGGAUGGCUUCCGAUUACACAUGCCAAGACUGUUUUGAGGCUGAUCGUGCCUAGGGUUAAACAAGCUUGGGUGGAAGGAGAGAAACGGGGGCUGUCCUGUCUAAGCCACCACACGGGGUUGCUGAGGGGAUGCACGUGUGAUAUAAGAUUCAGUUUUCUAUUCGUCAGCCUGUGAAAGGAUACUGUGAACUAAUAAACUUUUCUAAAGUUGAGUAUUGGAAAAC